Molecule: messenger RNA, 2448 nt
Organism: Ustilaginoidea virens
Lineage: Eukaryota; Fungi; Ascomycota; Sordariomycetes; Hypocreales; Clavicipitaceae
Exons: 7
Coding region: 1-2448 (815 amino acids)
Biological process (GO): protein deubiquitination
Cellular component (GO): nucleus; cytosol
Source: RefSeq, a predicted model, not a curated record
AUGGCUUCCCGGGCGCCGCCUUCGGAGGAGGAGAUCUCGCAAGUCAUUGAUUUCGCGGGUCUCAAUCCUCAUGAUGACCGAAUCAUGGUCAUCCAGGCGCUCAAGGAGAAUGGCAGAAAUGUCGAAGCGGUCGUCAUGCAAUACUUCGAUAACCCAGAAUCGUUUCGUCAAAAGUUCACACAGCUAUGGAACGACAACAUGUUUUCGGCAGAUCGUGAUGGCACGGUAAAUCAUACAACGGGUAUUUCGUUCCAUAUCGAGUCUGUAAAUCAAAACGAUGUCAUCCGAGGCAUCACACCACCGCCCGAUGCCUAUGGAUCGACAGCCCCGUCAAGACCACCCUCGAGGACAGAUAACCGAUCGCCCCUGGGCAGAAUGGUGGACUGGCAAGCAGCCGAUGCGCCGACUGCCUCGAUUGGGCCCUCGCGAGAGGACGAAGACAUGCAGAGAGCGCUACGAGAAUCUGCCCAAGAAGCCGGAAUUGGCUUAUUGGACCAACAUACCGGGGUGAUGGAUGCGUCGACAUCGUCCUUGCCCACCUUUGGUCCCGCCAACCGCGACGAGUACGAUCAGGAAAGUUGGGCAAUGGUCCCAAGCGCACCCCCAGAAUCCAGGGCGCCCACAGCACCGCCACCGUCUCGGCGGAAAAGAACACCUGGAGCCCCGGCUUUCUUGAUACAAGGCGUAAGCUCAGUGGGGAACCACGGGCUCGGAGGCAUGCUCACCGUAUUGCACGAGAUUCCGCUUGCGAGAAACGCAUUGCUCGAGGUGGGCGCUCCUGCAGCGUCGUAUGGCUUCAACAGCGAAUGGUGGAAGGGUCAAGAGAUCUUGCCACCCCAUGUGCUUGCUCGGCUUCAGGCAGGCGACCUGCAGUGGGGCCAACAAAGCGAGGCAAAGCCUGACAUGGAAGAGGAGAUCCAUCGGCUCAUGGCAUUCCUGGAUUCCACCGACCGAAGUUACGGCUCAGUGAGCGUGCUGACCGAUUUGCUGCCAUGCCCAAGCCUGGGACCUGAGAAGCAACUGUACGAGUACUUGGGGCCUAGAAACGAAGAGAAACUAAAGCCAUUGAUCCAUUCGGCGGUGCUGGCACCGGUUAUUGGAGAUGAGCUGGGAGACGAGGAGGCUAGGUUUGGGCUCCUGGAAAUGGAGCACCUCCGCGGCGACUACAGCUACAUCAAGACCAUGUACGAGUCUCUGGACCACACCAUGUGGAGCGAUGCUUUCUCAUACAACGAAAUACACGAGGGCUCAAAGAUGGCCAUGUUCAAGGACAUGGGCGAAGUUUUAGCCAUCAAGCUGAAUGGAGACGGGCCUGAGGAUUCCAUUGAUAUUCCCGAGAAGCUGUAUUUGGAAAAGUAUCAGACAAACCGCAAAGACGAAGCCCGACGUAUACAGGCGGCAUGGUGUGAAACGAAGUCGGCCAUUGCAGAUAUUGCCAAACAGGAGCAGAAACUGUACGAAUGGCGGAACGACUGGAACGACGACGUCUUUGACCGUAAACAGAUGAUACAAAGGGCCAUCGGCCAGUGGCAAGCAUACCGCGAUUACUUGCAAUCAUUGGGCCGAUUCCGACAAAUGGAGGCGUCAGGGUUCGACACAGACAAGUACCCGGACUAUCGUAUGGCGCCAUGCGUGAUACCUGAGGACAUGGAGGAAAGGUGCAGGACGGUGGAGGAUACACUGCAACUCAACGAGCGCAUGCUUGGCGAUAUGGAAGCGAAAAUGAAGGAGCUUACGGCCCAACAGGAGCAGAUCAAGGUUAGGCAACGCUUUCUCGGCCAGCUGCUGACGCAGCCGGACAAGGCGGGUAGACCACGGCCCAUGACGUGCAAAGAGUUUCUACUGCGGGGAGUCGUGACGCAGUCGGACAUGGUAUACGUCUGUCAGCGAGCUGAGCCAGACUUGAUUGAGCUGGGAAACCAAGCCCGAGGCAAAGAAUGCGACCAAUGGUGGAGACUGGCUUACAACGCCAACGAUGGGCAAGAAGUGAAAACCGAGAAAGUCGAGAUGGAGCGUGUGCUCAGGGAGGUAUGGCACGAGACGAAGGCGCCCCUAAUGAUAUAUGCCACGGAAGCAGCGCUCGAUGCCGCCCGCACAACGUUGUCGGCACCCCUGCAACGAUUCGUGCGCGCGGACAACAAGGCGUUUCAGCAAGAACUAAAUCAAGAGAUGGUGGAUACGAGCGAGAAUGAGAUCAAGCCAACGACGGGCCUCAUGGAACCCAUGUCGCCUACCAAGAGAAAGCAUAGGGCCGACAGCGUAGAUUCCAUGGACAGCAACAGGGCCUCGAUAGGGAGCGACGACGGCCGAAGUGGGUUCGAUAACCCGUUUGAGGACAGCCAAACAUCGUCGGCCACCAUGACGGCGACGGGCACGCCGGCGGCAACGGCGGUCGCCGAUUGUAGUAUAGAUGCGGGGCCGAAAUUCCUUGGUAGUAUAGACAGAUGA